Messenger RNA from Musa acuminata AAA Group (dessert banana), 1308 nucleotides. Its product is annotated as pheromone-processing carboxypeptidase KEX1-like. The record is from RefSeq and is a predicted model, not a curated record. The transcript is spliced from 4 exons. Bases 284 to 1093 code for a protein of 269 amino acids. Lineage: Eukaryota; Viridiplantae; Streptophyta; Magnoliopsida; Zingiberales; Musaceae.
CUCCUGGAUUCUUCUUCUUCCUUCAUGUCGGCAGUCCUUCCGAGGAAAGCCUGCAGCCACUCGUCCUCCUCCCAUAUCAAACAAGUGUCACAUAGAGCCAACCCCAUCGCUAAAGGUGCUUUCAUGGUGAAUCUCCAAAGCACGGCGGCUCAACAAGUGUUGACAGCAGGUCACACGCGUAGAACUGCUUAGCCAACAAAGCAAAGCGACCGUAUUUAGUAUUCUUCCUCGAAGCCAUGGACGCCCCAAGAGGAUCACCACCUCCACCUCAAGACCUCCUUCCAUGGAUUCUUCUUCUUCUUCUUCUUCUUCUUCUUCAUCCAAGCCCCACAGCCUUUCUCGGCCCUGCCUCUGUUCGCCGACGACGCACCUGGGUUCCUUCCGGUGCAAGCUCCACCGUGGUCCGAGAAAGAGUUCCGGCCGAUCAGUGGCGCACGCGGGAUCGCCGGAGACGAAGGGACCAGCGAAGGCGACGUCGAUGGGCGGCCUCCUCAUGCAGAUGAUACGACCGUCGAGCCAUGAUCUCCGCAGGAGGAGGCACUUCCAGCCCAAGCCUUCAAGGUUCUUCCUGAUGAAAGAGAUGGAGGCGCUGUGCCGAAGCAAGAGUAAUGGACCUGCUGAUCUUCAUUCCAUGGCCGAAUUACUCGUGGCGGAGACCGUUUUGGCUGUGGAAAGGUCGCUCCUUUGGCUUUUCCUGGCGGUGGGCUCUUCAUCAAGUCAAAUUGGUCCAGUGAAUGAUGAGUCUGAAGUAAUUUACCAGACACUUCAAAGAAGUAAACCUGAAGCCAUGCUCGAGAAUAAGGACGAUGGCGAGUCAGAUGAGGACGAGGAUGAGGAUGACAAUGGCGAUGAUGGAGCUGGCCAAGAAGACGGAGGCGAAGAUGAUCUCUCGGGAGAGGAGGGGAAUGAUAACCAAGGAGACGAUAACGACAACGAUGACCCUGAGGUCAAUGGUGAAGGGGGAAGUGAAGAUGAAGAAGAUGACGACGACGAUGAUGAAGAGGAAGAGGAGGAUGAGGAAGAGGACGAAGACGAGGAGGAUGAGGAGGAAGAGGAGGAACUCCCGCAGCCACCUACCAAGAAGAGAAAGUGAGGCAGCCGAUGUUAGAUCGGGUCAUCGUAGUUUGUUUCAUUUUGACUAGUGUUGGUUAGACACUAGGGCUUUGUACUUGGGGAGUAGCUUCUUCAUAGGAUUAGGGUAAGGAGGGAUGACUUCCUGUGAAUGAACUUUGCUCAGUGUGUUUUAAUCUUAAACAUAAUACUGCUAGCUGACAUUGGAUAUAUUGGAGGCUCAUUUCAUUUUCAGUA